This is a messenger RNA of Centruroides sculpturatus (bark scorpion), 5066 nucleotides long. RefSeq lists its product as uncharacterized. Bases 3662 to 4405 code for a protein of 247 amino acids. The transcript is spliced from 3 exons. NCBI's taxonomy places the organism in Eukaryota, Metazoa, Arthropoda, Arachnida, Scorpiones, Buthidae. The record is from RefSeq and is a predicted model, not a curated record.
GUUAUUAUAAUUAUCUCUAAUAUGUUUAUUGAUAAAAUCUUUAUUUUUUAAAUAAAAAAAUCUAAAUAAUUAUAAAGAGAUGUUAAUAAUGAAUAUUUUGGUUUCAAAAUUUCCUCCAGGCUUUUCUGUUUUUUGAUGGAAAAGGCGCCUGAAAAUGUGUAAUUUUCAUAAAUAACCGCCCAAAUAUUACUUUUAAUUAUGUAUAUGAUGCUAAUUUAUUCAAUGUUAUUUAGCUAGUAAAGCGAUUUACUUAAUGAUUCAUGGUUUUAAGAUCAACAAUUAUGGCAUUAUGAAUUAAUUAAUUAUCAAGGUGAUUCAUUAUUCUUGGCCUUUAUUUAUUUCCUUAAUAAAACUUUUGUGGUUUUUUUUAAUAAAGUGGAUGAUUUUAUAUCGAUAAUUAUGGAGCAAUCAACAUUUAUCUUCUUAGAUGGUUGAUCUCCAUAAUAGUCGUGAUAAAGAACUAAUUAAGGAAUUAUAUUAAACAUUACCCUAAUAUUAAUAAUAUUAAAUAAAUUUCCAACAUUUCAAUACUAUUUCUUUGCUAUUACAAAUGUAUUUCAAUGUAAAUGAUCGAUACUUCAAUUACAAAAGACUCUUGUAAUGUUUCAAUAUGAUUUCUUUGUUAUUGCAGAUGCAUUUAAAUGUAAACAAAGUCAGUCGACUUUGCAAAUGAAUCCACAAUACUUCAAUAUGACUUCCUUGCUUCUACACAAGUAUUUAUAUAUGAAUGAUUGAUAUUUCAGUUAAAAAUGACUUGCAACUUUGUAGUGAUUUCCCUACUACUAUAUGUAUACUUAUAUGCAAAUAAAUGCAAAUAAACAUUAAUUUAAUUUCAAAUGAGUCAUGACAUUUCAACUACUAUAGAGGUACUUGAAUAUAAAUGAUCGAUACUUCACUUACAGAUGAUUUAAUGUAUCAGCAUCAUUUCCCUAGUAACUUACUUUAGGUGCACUUAAGUGUAAACAAUCAUUAAAUCAGUAACAGAUGAGUCUUUAACACUUUUAUCUGAUUUCUUUGCUAUUGUAAAAGUACUUAAAUAUUAAUGACCGAUAGUUUAUAACGCAGUCGAUUCAGUUCUGAUACAACAGAAGCACUUAAAUGUGAUCAAAAAUUAAAUCUACUGUAAAUGAAUCUGUGUGAUUCCUUGCAACUAUAGAAGUAUGUAAAUAUAAACAAAUAAUAAUUCACUUUUCUACAAACCCAAUUUCUAGAUAUAAACCAUCGUUGAUAUUCACUACAAGUUUUACUGUGCAAAAAACAAAACUUUAACAGUGACAAAAAGUAGUCUAAUUAAUUCCUAAACGAACGUUUUGUAGAUAAAAUAAAUUACAGAAUUUAUUUUAUUAAUUAUAACUAAAAAUAAAUUUCUUUUUCCAAGCCGAUAAAAUAGCUAGAAGUAUUAAUAUUUCAUAUAUAAAAAAAGAGUAAUAUCAUCAUCCUUGUAGUGAUAUUGAAUUCUUGUUUAGUGAUCACCUUCAGUAAAUAUCAGGUACUAUUAAUGUCAAAGUAAUUGUGAUGAAGCAUCUGACUCAACGUUAUGCAAAUCACGUUUGCAAGAAGUAGUCAAUCGAGUAACACAACUCACACGUUAUACAGAGCACUGACCCAUCGUCGAGAGUUAUUUGUCUUACUUUCUCCACUUAUUAUUUUGAUAAUGAUAAGUCAUGAAAGUAAAACAAUAUUCGCUGGUUCGUAAAUAAUCAAAUUAAAUUAGAUAAAUAUUAUAAUUAAAAUGUUAUAAAAUUACGAAAAUUUCAGCACGAAACAUGCCAAUCCUUAAAAAGAAAAAUUUAUUUACUUUUCCGUAAAGUUUUAAUAGCGAUUUUUUUUUGUAUACAAACACAGAUUUUGUAAUGUAAUUUACAGUUUUGUAUGUCUUCAAUCUCGCAAUUUACAUGAAAAGCAACGCGUAUACCCCAAUAAUAUGUAUUAAAAUGAAAAUAUUAUAUAAAAAAAAAUACAUAACAAAAGUAAUUCCUUAUAUUCCAUUACUAUAAAUUUGCACAAUCACGUUACGAAAGAGAAAAAUUACUUAUAACAUUAAUUUCAUAAUCGAACAAAAUAGCUUCGUGCAUAGCCGAAAAAAUUAAAAAUAACUAAAAAAAAAAACAAAAUUUAUGAAGUUCUGCUAUUUGGUCUCCUUAAAGACGAAAUUUAGCACUAUACUUAAUGGUCGAAGAUUACGUGGAGAUAAGUUAAGUUAAUUGAGUUUCAGUAGAUAGGAUAUUCUUUUGUGUCCUCUGGACACUACAGGUGUGCUGAUGGUGUUGGAGAUAAAAAAAAAAGCAGUUCCUGGGGCACAUCUUAUCAUUGGGUGGAUGAUGUAAUAGUUUUGACUUUAAAAUAUGCUUAGAGUAACCACUGGAUGAAACAUAAAAUGUAAUUUUAAUCAUAAUUACUCGGCUUUAAGUAACUGAAAUUUUCGACUAGACGAGGUGACCAUUGGAUUUAAAAUGAGGCCCAUGUGGCAAUGGUCUCGAUAAACCCGCCUUUUCUAUAGACAAAUUAAAGUCAUGACACAGCAGAACCUAUUUUUCCCUGUCUAACGACCAUGACUGUAAAAACCCGUUCAAUUUUUCCUGAUAUACAAUUUACUACAAUGGAGAGUUUCCUGUGAGGAUAUUACGAUUCUUUUCUAAAGUUUUUUUUUUAUUUUUUUGAUUUGUUAAAACAUUCCGUCUCUGAUAACCAUCUGCCAUUAUUGUUAAUCGUAACGUUAGCAAAUUCGGCAUGUUUCAUAUGUGAUAAUGCUUUUUAAACGAAGUCGGAAAAACACAGCAUUACAUUGUUGAUACUGUUUAGCUUUUAAAGAACAAAUUCUAGCGUUGAUGUCACCGUAAUUUGAUAUUGUAAUACUUUAGUGAAUGUCUAGACUGUUAACAUACUAGAUUUCACUUGCGACUUGGAUGUAGGUCACACAGAUUUUCAGUAUAUAUCCGAAGAAAAUAUAUUAAAAAUCAAAAUUAAAAAAAAUUAUACACGUUUAUAUAAAAACGUAACGCAUACUUUUAAUGAGGAUUAAUUUUUUAGGGGUUAUUUCGAGUUUUUUUAAAGCAGGAUACGCGAGUAUUAUUAUUGUAUAUAUCCAAGUAGUUGUUUACUAAUUCCAAAAUUAUAGAUGGCCAUACGAUAACCUUUUCUUUAUAGCAAGACUAAGCCGUGUACAGGUAGGUAAAAGCUACAACAGGGAGGCAGGUAUAGUUAACUGUCCGGUUUUAAGUCCCGGAUGUUAACAGGUGUCGCCCGCCGCCUGGGCCUGUUACUCUGUGUUAGCUCUGUAAUACAAAAGACUCGAUUGCUGUGUAUGUGCGACCAGAGUGAGAUCAGUUAAGGUACCGCCUUCUAGCAUAUCAGUAGGUAUACAUUCUACCAAUGACCGCAGCAGUUUAGGCCACGAUUUACUUUGCUUACUAUCGUUCAAUGGUCCUAUGUCACUUCCGGUAAUGACGUCAGCUCUUAUGUGUGUGAGUUUUUGAACUCACGUGCGGCAAGAAUUUCGUGGAUUGCCAUGGAUAUUUAUACUGCGGUGUUUGCUGUCUGCGUAAUCAAAACACCACAUACACCGAUAGAUACCAAUGGAAGUGAGACAAUUAGGCAUCGUUUAGUAUAAGAAAAACCUUUGGUUCGCGAUAUUUAAGAUACGUUUAUUAUACCCCCUUCGAUGUGUACAGAACUAAUAAUUAAAUUUUUUGUGGUGUGCUUAGACAAGCGAAGUUCUUUACAUCUUUAUCUGUUACUACUGCUGUCUGCUUCGAUCAUGUCUGCCUCACCUCUCAAACAGAACAAGCCACGAUGGGUUAAUCCUUGCAAUCUACCUGGUCAUGUGUUCGAUGCCAGUAGAGAUAUGACAAACGCACCUUCGAUACCUAUGGAGGAUCUAUACAAGAAUGUCAUCACCAGGGCUCGAGUGUGCAGGGAUCACGCUAGAGAAGCCAAAAUAAAAUUCUUGGAAGAAACGUUUAGAGAUCCUGAAUUUGAAAUUGGAGUCGCUGAUUACAGACAGGAUUGGCUUCCAGAAAGUCCGGAAAUUACAGAUGAACACUUUAGUACCAUGAAUAACGAAACAGCUUUUCAGAAGGCCUACGAAUUUCUGCAAUAUUUUGGUGUAGGAUUGGAGCAAAUCCUUCUGGACCAAGUCCUUUACGAUGGUCAAUUUGCAAAAUUAUUUAGAGAAGUAGAAAACCAUUUAACUCAAGUGUUAUGCGAACUACAAUUGGGUAUGUAUAUGCUUAAAAUCGAACCCAACCCAGACGUGAUGAGAGACGUCAUGUCACAAAAUUACAGAGAUCUGAACGACGUAUCGAAUAGGAACAUGAGAGACUUUCUCAUCCUAAGAGAUUACAUCGAAGCAACAGAUUACGUCACAAAAUUAUUUAUGUAUUUAAAAAAUAAAAACAGAUCUUAAAACAUCAUCAUCAUCAACAACAACAACAACAUCUGUGAUGAAUAAUCUAAUUUAUUUAUAUUUAUUUAUUUUUUUAAACCGUCCAUCUAGAAAUCACAUACCAAAGAUAGCAAUAAAAAGAAUGUCGAAUAUUAUUAACAUCCUGUGCAUUACAAAAUAGUCUGAUGUAUUGGAACACGAAUGAACAAUGUGUUUAUUUCAUGGUUGUGUCAAUGUUCGGAAGCUUCAUGUUAAUACAUUUCCUGUACUAUCAUUAGAAGGUGUCCUAACUGCAUUAAAUUCUUUCAAUUCGAUCGUGCUUUAGUACAUUAGUAUACCCCACCUUUUCCCCUCGCCAUUCUAUUAAAAAAACAACACUCUAUCCGCCAUAUUUGCUACCUCACUCCUUGUUUGUCUACGAUGAACAAAGUUCCUACCGUGUGUAUGUUUAUUUGUUUAUAAUUUUUUUUUUAAUUUAUUGAACUAAAAGAUACCCCAUUGUUUCUUUACAUUAUUUUAUAUAGAAUAUAUACCUUACCAAUGCAUUUAGUUUGUAUAUAGUUGUAAUUUUACCAGCGCACACCGUGUAAUAAUAUUUUUUUAAAAAUUAUGUACUUAUUAUAUAUACAUAUGUAUUAUUAUUAUAUACAUAUAAAAAAAAUCUUGUCUAUUUGCCAAAACA